This is a messenger RNA of Dracunculus medinensis (Guinea worm), 687 nucleotides long. NCBI's taxonomy places the organism in Eukaryota, Metazoa, Nematoda, Chromadorea, Rhabditida, Dracunculidae. The record is from the annotation of a GenBank genome assembly.
GUUAUUUUUCUGCAUGGUUUGGGCGAUACAGGGCAUGGUUGGUCGACAGUUUGUGCAACAGAUUUACGUCUCAGUCACGUCAAGUAUAUAUGUCCACAUGCGCCAUCAAGACCUGUAACAUUGAAUCUUGGUAUGCAAAUGCCGGCAUGGUUCGAUGUGUUCGGUUUAACUCCAGAUGCUGAAGAAGAUGAAGAUGGUAUCAAUGAAUCUGUAAAAAUCGUGCAUUCCAUGAUCGACGAGGAAAUUCGGAAUGGAAUACCUGCUGAAAGAAUUAUUAUUGCCGGUUUUUCUAUGGGUGGUGCUUUAGCUCUUUAUGCUGGUUUGACUUAUGAUAAACCUUUGGCUGGCAUCGUUGGCUUAAGCUCUUUCUUAGUGCAGCGAGACAAAAUACCUGGAAUAUUUUUCACUGUUGCAUUUGCCCACAAGAAUGAGAUUAUUCAAAAUACACACGAUUUUCAGAACCAUACAGCUAAUAAAAACGCGCACAUUUUAAUGGGUCAUGGUGACGCAGAUUUUGUUGUCCCUAGAACAUUUGGCGAAAUGACCGCACAAUUCAUUCAAACAUUCGAUCCAAACAUUCACAUAAAAAUUUAUCCUGGAAUGGCACAUUCGAGUUGUCCAGAAGUAAGUUUAUUAUAUAUAUUAAAAAAAUUUAUUUUCUAUUGGCUCAUCCAUUUUUGUUUUUAA